Messenger RNA from Sorex araneus (European shrew), 9535 nucleotides. It is a transcript of the gene AFF4, whose product is annotated as ALF transcription elongation factor 4. The transcript is spliced from 22 exons. Gene Ontology annotation, biological process: regulation of gene expression. Gene Ontology annotation, cellular component: nucleus; super elongation complex. The record is from RefSeq and is a predicted model, not a curated record. NCBI's taxonomy places the organism in Eukaryota, Metazoa, Chordata, Mammalia, Eulipotyphla, Soricidae. Bases 442 to 3939 code for a protein of 1165 amino acids.
CAGUCACAGUCCGGGCUGCGGGAGUCGAGCCGCCGCCGCCGCCAGCGGACGGGGCGGGGAUCCCGGUGCCAGCUCCUCGUCAGCCGCCUCAGUCGGCCGCCCGGCCCGUCAUGGAGCGGGGCGGGUCCUCCGCCCGUUCCGUGUGAGGCGCGUCGCCGCCGCCGGUGCUUUUCGAGACGUCCCUCACCCCGCCGCCGCCCGGAGCCCCUCGCCCUUGGCAGCCCGUCGCCGCCUCCCCCGGGACCCCCGGGAGGACUCGGAUGCGCGUCCGGUGAAGGUGCAGGCCCGGUGCCGCCGCUGCCGCGGCCAGGAGAUGGUUCGGGCCUAGCGGAGCCGGGACUGGAGGGAAUCUAGAGCAACAGCAAAGCUGAGGUCAAACUGCCAUAAGGAUGGACACCAAGGAAGCUGUGUUUGGGACAAAAAGAAAUCAAGAUAAGCAACAUGAACCGUGAAGAGCGGAAUGUGCUGCGUAUGAAAGAACGGGAAAGGCGGAAUCAGGAAAUUCAGCAGGGCGAAGACGCCUUCCCUCCUAGCUCUCCUCUCUUUGCUGAGCCAUACAAAGUUACUAGCAAAGAAGAUAAGCUGUCAAGUCGUAUUCAGAGCAUGCUUGGAAACUACGAUGAAAUGAAGGAUUUUAUAGGAGACAGAUCUAUACCAAAGCUUGUUGCAAUUCCGAAGCCUACAGUACCACCGACAACAGAUGAAAAAUCGAACCCAAAUUUCUUUGAUCAGAGACAUGGGAGUUCUCAUCAGAGUAGUAAGUGGACUCCAGUAGGACCUGCACCAAGCACUUCUCAGUCUCAGAAACGGUCCUCAGGCUUACAGAGUGGACAUAGUAGCCAGCGGACCAGUGCAAGUAGCAGUGGUGGUACUAACAGUAGUAGUCAGAGACAUGACCGUGACUCAUACAGCAGUAGUGGGAGUAGUAGCCGGAAGAAAGGCCAACAUGGAUCAGAACACUCCAAAUCACGCUCUUCUAGCCCUGGAAAACCCCAGGCUGUUUCUUCAUUAAGCUCCAGUCAUUCCAGGUCUCAUGGGAAUGAUCACCAUAGCAAGGAACAUCAGCGUUCCAAAUCACCUCGGGACCCUGAUGCAAACUGGGAUUCUCCUUCCCGUGUACCUUUUUCAAGUGGACAGCAUUCAAAUCAGUCUUUCCCACCUUCAUUGAUGUCAAAGUCCGGUUCAAUGUUACAGAAACCCACUGCCUAUGUGCGGCCCAUGGACGGACAGGAGUCCAUGGAACCAAAGCUGUCUUCUGAGCACUACAGCAGCCAACCUCAUGGAAACAGUAUGACUGAACUAAAGCCCAGCAGCAAAGCACAUCUUACCAAAUUGAAAAUACCUUCCCAGCCACUGGAUGCAUCUGCUUCUGGUGAUGUGAGCUGUGUGGAUGAAAUUCUUAAAGAGAUGACGCAUUCAUGGCCUCCCCCUCUAACGGCUAUUCAUACACCAUGCAAAACAGAACCUUCCAAAUUUCCUUUUCCAACUAAGGAAACGCAGCAGUCCAAUUUCGGCCCUGGAGAACAAAAAAGAUAUAAUCCUUCUUCUAAAACUUCAAAUGGGCACCAGUCUAAAUCUAUGUUAAAAGAUGACUUAAAAAUAAGCAGCAGUGAAGACAGUGAUGGGGAACAGGAUUGUGAUAAGACAAUGCCAAGGAGUACACCAGGGAGUAACUCUGAACCUUCACACCAUAAUAGUGAAGGAGCAGAUAACUCGAGGGAUGAUUCUAGCAGCCAUAGUGGAUCUGAAAGCAGCUCUGGAUCUGACUCAGAAAGUGAAAGUAGUUCUAGUGACAGUGAGGCAAACGAGCCAUCCCAGAGUGCAUCUCCUGAGCCUGAACCACCACCAACAAACAAAUGGCAACUUGAUAAUUGGUUGAAUAAAGUGAACCCACAUAAAGUAUCACCAGCAUCUUCUGUGGACAGUAAUAUCCCAUCAUCUCAAGGUUAUAAAAAGGAAGGUCGAGAACAGAGCACUGGAAAUAGCUACACUGAUCCAGGUGGACCUAAAGAAACAAGUUCUACUACUCCCGGACGAGACUCCAAAACUGUCCAAAAAGGAUCAGAAAGUGGGCGUGGGAGGCAAAAGUCUCCUGCACAGAGUGACAGCACAACACAGAGGAGAACUGUAGGCAAAAAGCAACCCAAAAAGACUGAGAAAGCAACUGUUGAAGAGCCCCGAGGUGGCCUGAAGAUAGAGAGUGAAACCCCCAUCGACAUGACUGCCACCAUGCCCUCCAGCAGACACAAAGCAGCCACCAAAGGCUCAAGGAAGCCCAACAUAAAAAAGGAGUCCAAAUCAUCCCCCCGACCUUCAACAGAGAAAAAGAAGUAUAAGUCAACAAGUAAAUCUUCCCAGAAAUCACGGGAAAUCAUAGAAACAGAUACCUCAUCCUCAGAAUCGGAUGAAAGCGAGAGCCUUCCUCCUUCCUCACAAACUCCUAAGUACCUUGAGAGUAAUAGGACUCCCGUUAAACCCUCCUCAGUGGAGGAAGAAGAUAGCUUUUUUCGGCAACGAAUGUUCUCUCCUAUGGAAGAGAAGGAACUUCUUUCGCCCCUCAGUGAGCCUGAUGACAGGUAUCCACUUAUUGUGAAGAUUGACCUGAAUCUUUUGACUAGAAUACCAGGAAAGCCUUACAAAGAAACAGAGCCACCCAAGGGGGAAAAGAAAAAUGUGCCAGAAAAGCACACCAGAGAGGCGCAGAAACAAGCCUCAGAGAAAGUUUCCAACAAAGGCAAGAGGAAACAUAAGAAUGAUGAUGAUAACCGAGCCAGUGAGAGCAAGAAACCCAAAACAGAGGACAAGAAUUUAGCAGGCCACAAGUCAUCCAGCAACAGAGAGUCAUCGAAGCAGAGUGUUGCAAAAGAAAAGGAUUUGUUGCCUUCUCCUGCUGCUCCUGUUCCUUCAAAAGAUCCAAAAACUGAGCAUAGCUCUCGGAAGAGGACUAUUAGUCAGUCUUCUUCUUUGAAGUCAAGUAGUAAUAACAGCAACAAGGAGAAUAGUAGCAGCAGCAAAAGCAGUUCCUCUGCAUCAAAGCAGAAGAAGACUGAAGGGAAGACGUCCGGUAGCUCGAAGGAAACUAAGGAAAAGACUUCAAAUAGCUCCUCAAACUGUCCUUCAUCUACACCAACUUCUGAAGCUUCUAAACCUCGGAGAACAAAGCUUGCCUUUGAUGACAGAAAUUAUUCAGCAGAUCAUUAUUUGCAAGAAGCAAAAAAGCUAAAGCACAAUGCCGAUGCAUUGUCUGACAGGUUUGAGAAAGCUGUGUACUAUCUUGAUGCUGUGGUAUCUUUCAUAGAAUGUGGGAAUGCGUUAGAGAAAAAUGCUCAGGAAUCCAAGUCCCCAUUCCCUAUGUAUUCAGAGACAGCAGAUCUCAUCAAAUACACUAUGAAACUAAAGAGUUACUUGGCACCAGACGCUACCGCUGCAGAUAAAAGACUUACAGUACUUUGCCUACGGUGUCAGUCUUUGCUAUACCUGAGGCUAUUCAAACUGAAGAAGGAAAAUGCUUUGAGGUACUCCAAGACACUGACAGAGCACCUGAAGAAUUCUUACAAUAAUUCUCAAGCACCGUCACCUGGGUUGGGAAGCAAAGCUGUUGGGAUGCCAUCCCCUGUUUCUCCAAAGCUGUCACCAGGUAAUUCAGGAAAUUAUUCUUCUGGAGCCAGUAGUGCUUCAGCAAGUGGUUCUUCGGUGACCAUUCCACAGAGGAUCCACCAUAUGGCAGCCAGCUAUGUUCAGGUUACAUCCAACUUCCUCUAUGCCAUUGAAAUUUGGGACCAAGCUGAACAGCUUUCCAAAGAGCAAAAAGAAUUCUUUGCUGAACUGGAUAAAGUAAUGGGCCCUCUCAUCUUUAAUGCAAGCAUCAUGACAGACCUAAUUCGCUAUACCCGGCAGGGACUACACUGGCUUCGCCAGGAUGCCAAAUUGAUAUCUUGAACUGAACACAUUCUCGUUGCCUCUGAUUUUCUCCACAACACUGUGUCACAUCACGAAGGAAAACUGCCAUAACACGCCACCUAGUCAACACUAAGAAUGAGGAAUGGUUUUCUCCUCCCUAAUUCAUGCAUUGUUUUUUUAAAAACCCAAAGCCAUCAUGUCAGUUGACUCCUUCAAUAUUCCCAAUCUGAAGAAUUAUUUAAAUGUUUUAAAAUAUGCAGCACAUCAAUAAGAUGGUUUCAGUUAUCUGUAAUGAGUGAAAUUCCAGUUGUAAUUCAUGACUAAUUGAAAUUUAAUUUAUUUUAAUUUUUAAAGUUCCCAGUUUGGGAAUAGUUUAAAACUUAGGUUUUUUUCUGCCUAUAAAUUUACUCUGUUAAAUAUUUAGCUAAGUUUAAUGUAGACGUUUUUAUUUAUAUACUUUGGGAGCUUUGUUACCUUAUGUCUUUUGUGGUAGCUCUUCUAAGAGUAAGAGUUGGUUCCUCUAAAAUAUGGACAUAUUCUUUCUACACCUACUACCUGAUGUUAUUUCAAAUCUUAACUACAAUUUUAUUAUUGCAGAAUUUUUAUUUAGUAUUAAAGAUAUUCUACAUGAAAUAUCACUUAAAAAUGAGAAGAUGGCAUUCUACAUGGAUGUAAAAUGCAGUGUCUAUUGAAAUGUCUAAUUUGGUAUGCAUUAUUUCAAGAACUGUGAAUGUGUUAAUAACACUAUAGCAAUCACAAGGUGACUAUAACUUGCAUUUAAUGCAUUACUUAUGAGGGCAGGCAAACUUUCUAGGAGAAGUAUGUUGUAUGAAGGGUUUCAUAUAAGGACAAUCUUGAACUUUAUGGAUUUAUUAAAACUAUGUUCUUUCUUGUUGCUGAUCACUUGAUGGUUAAUUGAAACAGAAAGUUACUAUUGAACAAAGGAUAAGCUAGCCUGAGGGUGUUGCCUGUGUCUCUUUUACUCAUGAUGUUUGAAGGGAAAAAUCUCUCUUCAGAAAUUUUUGUAUUUCCCUACAGUAGAUUGCAGUGCUUUCUUAGGAACAUGCAGUGUUGUAGGAAUGGGCUAGAGCUUUGGUUGUGUGUUCUUUUUGCUGUACAAUUUACAGUUUUAAUGCCUGGUAGAUAAUUAAUUUCUUCUUAACCUCUCAUAUUCAAUCUUCGUAUAAUGAAGGCCCUCAUCAAUAAUUUAUGUUUCUGAUGGGAUCAGAAAAUUCAGAUAAGGAAAGCAUUUAAUUUAGUUCAUUGUUAUCUGUUGGGAAGGGGACGGGAGCUAAAAAAGGGGACAUAGAGCUAAAAAGCUGGCUCAAUACAAGGUGUUUCUCUAAAUACUUUUCCCAAUAAGGUGCAUAAAGGAGUCACAGGUGAGCAAUGUACCCUCUGUGUUUGGUUUUUGUUUUGUUUUAAUGCCCCUAUCAUGUCUGGUGUGCCUUAAAUCUUACCUUGAAAUGAGGACUGUGGAUUGUUUACAGAUGAAGUUUUACACUAGGACCAGAUUGCCCAUGUGGUUGGUCUUCUGUAGUAAUAUUUUACAUUCUCUUUUCUUGUAAAUCUUAAUUUAGGGUCACAUAAAAAUGAAUCCUUUCAGAAAAAGCUAAGACUUUAUUACAUGACUUAGUCUAACCUGUCGGGUAAUGCUGUUCAAAAAAUAGCUUAUCCAUUUCCCUAUUCCAGUAAUGAAUCCAUCGGACAAAAAUAAAAAUUGCUCUGCUAUUUAUAAAAAAAAAAAUUGCUAAAGCUUGAAAUGGGAAAGGAGGAAUUGAAAAUCUCCAAGCCCAGUGGUGCAGUGAAUCCUCUAUUUGAAUCUUUUACACUUACUUCUGAAGCUAGUGAAACCUCCUUUGUCCUAUGGCCUCAUGUUUAUAGAGCUUCUUAAAUGUUUCAUACCUCAAGUUGUUUUUGCAUAUCAUUGAAGAUUAAGAUCCAAAAAAAUAUGUUAAGUUUCUGAACCCUUUUUCCCUUGGAGAAAUUGCCUCCGAUACCUAACAACUAUGGUGUGUUUUAGGAACAGUUUUCCUUAAGAGGACAACUUCUCAGUGAUCAUGGUAGUAAGAAAUUUGCCACUGUUAAUCACAGAUGUAUGUCCUGUCUUUCUCGAUUCCUCUGACUGGUUUCCUUUAAUUUGCAGUGAUGACUUAGAAAUGGAAAAAGUAUCCUCUGAGCUUUUUAGACGGUCAGCCACAGAGCCAAUUGGCACUCCCUGAGCUCUAGUGUGCUCUAGUCUCUUGUGUGUCCAGAAGGCAGCAGGAGCAUUUCUGGGAACACACUGAUAAUUUUAUUGAAGUAGAGUUUCCUGCAUGUUUUAUGGUGCUGCUCUAAGAUUCUCUCUAUAUGUAACUGUUAAUUCUUAGAGAAUAUAAAUUUUUCAAGUUUCAAUUGUGGGGGACCUUUUCCCACCACAUGAUAACAGGCCAUGGAUCAAAAUUCUAUCCUAAAUAAUUGGGUUUUCAGUGUAAUAGUCUGUGGAAAUACCACUCCCUCUUCUCUGUGUCCUUCUGCUCAGAAACCCUAUCUUUGUCUUCCUCUGCUCCAGCACCUACUUUGGACUCCCUUACAGGUCACUAUUCCUUCUUCCUCAGUAGGUGUCUUCAGUGUUCUCUAAUCUUUUAAAACUGCAUUUGACAAGUGGCUAAAAACUCACUCUGAAAUUUGUGCUUAAUAUAUAGUUAAUUCUAGAAAUAGCAGCUAUUUUUAAAAAAGUUAUUCUGUUGACUGCUCUUUAAGAUCACACUUCUAUGCCAGGAGGCAGCAGCCCGUUCCACUGGACUCUACAGGCAACCAGCGAACAGAUUGCUGCAGAUGAAGUUGUCUCGUAUAAGCAAUAGGGGCCUUCUUCUCCAGAUGAUACAAGUUUCCAAAGGCCACCCCAGGUGCAUUCUGGCCAGGGAUCAUUGGUCCAUUUCUUGCCCUUCAGUGCUACCUUUUUCUGGGCAAGUAGCCAAGAACUGACUUUAAUAAGCGGUGAGCAUGUCAGAUAAAUUUAUAGUUAAAGUUGCUGAAGAGUGGAGAAGGUUGACCAUCACUAAUUAAUUCUCCGACGUAAAAGCAAUCUGAAGUAAUGUGUGCAUGUGCCCCAUCCCCACCCACCCCCACCCCGUCACCCCCACACACACCUGUGCUCUGGGGAGCUCUUGCACAGAUGAAUCCAUAGGCAUCUGGGCUGCACUUUGAAUGACACACUUGUAGCUUUAUUAGAUUCACUGUUGUUGUUGUUGUUGUUGUUUUUAAAUUGUUUGUUUUCAUUAAAGAAAGGUUUAAUCAGCUAGAUCAGUCAGCAUCAUUUUGUAUUUAAUGACAGAAACUUUGAGACGUUACCUUUAUUAAAUAAAUGAGCUUGCCUUGUAAAGCAAGAGCCUAUAAAAGGCCCCUGUUCUAAAAGGAAGUUGUGGCUCUGGAGUCUCCCAGAAGCCAGUGAGCAGCCAGUGGUCGCUGCUGUCAGUGAUGCCUAGUUGUGUAGAGGAAAGAGGUACAGCUUGCACUCUUUUAGGUGUGAGGUAUGCAACUUUGGAUUUUAAAAUUAUGUACACAUACACACUUUAUAUAUAUGUAUGUAUGUAUGUAUGAAAACAUGAAGUUAGUUUGUCAAAAUGUGUGUUUAGUAUUUUAGCUUAGUGCAACGAUUUCCACAUUAUUUAUUAAAUUGAUCUAAGACACUUUCUUGUUGACACCUUGAAUAUUAAUGUUCAAGGGUGCAAUGUGUAUUCCUUUUAGAUUGUUAAAGCUUAAUUACUAUGAUUUGUAGAAAAUUAACUUUUAAAAUAUAUUUGAGCCCCUUCUGUAGUGUAAUAGGGCUCUUACAGGGUGGGAAGAAUUUUAAUAGUUCCAGUUGCUAACUGAAGAAAAUGGCCUCAUGUAUUUUGAAUUAUGGGAGUUUGCCUCUGGGUCCCGGGAACAUCUCUGGGAAGGUGUAUUAGGUAGAUUGUGAUAUUUUUUUCCUUUAAAACAAAGCCAAAAAGAAACUAAAUUGGGAAGCAAAACAUUUCAAAUCUGUCUAGACUCCUAUAGAGCAUUUCAAUUUCAGUUGAUUUUAUUUCAGUUUCAUGUAUUACCUGCUGGAGAGGCAGACUUUUUUCCCCAACUACACAUCUAAGAGCUUAGUAUUGAAUGACCAGAAUGUGUAGUGACAGGCCAAAUUGGUCGGGUUUGUGAACAUCUGUUUCACAGACUCAUUAAUAGAGAAAUUCAGUUUAGGCUUCUAAACCCUAAAAACCAAGAUUGCAAUUGACAGAAACAUAGUAUUCAUUGUUGGUAAAGUGGGUGCUGGUUCUACUGAAAUCAACCCUAUGUUAAUGAAGGUGAAUUUACUGCCUCCAGAAAAGGAAACAGAAGAGAAAUAUCUGAAUCUCUUUUGGUGUAACUUGGUUACAGAGUAAGGCAUUACCAAUCUUUUAAUAGCAGCCUAAGUUGUCAUUCAAUGCAGUAAACUUUCAAGAUUGUCAGCAUUAACCUCUCCAUGUCACCAUUGCUCAGCCAAACAUAAAUUGCCAUUCUUUUAAAAAGAAAAACAAAAAACUAAAGAGCAUAGAAAAACAUGUUCCCACCCAAAAAAUCUAGAAAUACUCUAUUUGAUCUCUUACUCCUUCCGCGUGUGGUUUCCUUUUAGCUUGUUUCACCACUGGAAUUUUCUACCUGGUAUGUUCCUCUCUGGAAAAUAUCUAUUUGGAAAUGCUGCCUUUCAAAUCAAUGCCAUGAUAUCCAUACUGUUUAGUUUGUUGUUGCUGUUCAAGAAGUAUCCCCAUUUUACACCUUUAUGCACUCUCCUGGAAAAUCAUUGGUAUAAGCAUUCAACAGUACUCUGGGGGAGGUAAGGGCUUUGCAGGGUGGGUGGGGCUGACCAACAGAGCUGGCCUCAUUGGCAGUGUCUUAAAGGCAUCACUGUCUUUAAGGUCCAGAGAUGAGUUGGUAAGCACAGUUAGGAAAAUUUCUAUCUAACCUCCCUUUUGAAUGGUUUAAGAAAUUUUAUAUAUGGAGGAUGCAAAUACUUAUAUAUUUAUUAAAGAUCCCUUUAUUUGAAUUUAAAAAUUAUUUGGUGAAUAAUGGUUUGCUAUUUCGGGGAGGGUUUUGGAGAGGAGGUAAUGCCACUGAUAAAUUAAAAGCCUUGUUGAUUCUGCAGAAAGGUACUGUUAGUGUCUGAUAGGAUGCCUUUGUUUUGUACAUGAUUCAAAUCUUUGUUUUACAUUUCUUUCAUCCAAAAUAUUCAGGCAUCUGACAUUUUUAACCAAAAUUUCAAUUAUAUACUGUGAUUUUUAUUUGUUGCAAUACAUUAAAAUUUCAGAGGUACUUUGGGGCUCAGAAGCUAGGAUUUCUAAGUCAGUAUGUGCAUUUCACAUAAUAAAGCUGUUAAUGGUAAGCAAAAUAUUAUAUACUAACUAGAUUUUUCCACAUCUGUAUAGUAUAUUAUAUGUAUUUUGUGGUAUUGAGACUAUAGAAAGUUUAGAGUGUCAAACAUGCGUUUAAUGUGUAUUUUUAAACAAAUUUAUGGCAAUUAAAAUAUUUGGAGACAAGGGUAUCACAUUUCAAUUUGUAAAGAUCUUUUUAACUCUACUGUGUCAUUAAGAUGCUUUGUAUAAUGCCAAACCAUAGCUGGAAGAACUAAGUUUAAUAAAUAUCAAAUAGA